This is a messenger RNA of Megalopta genalis, 3769 nucleotides long. NCBI's taxonomy places the organism in Eukaryota, Metazoa, Arthropoda, Insecta, Hymenoptera, Halictidae. The record is from RefSeq and is a predicted model, not a curated record.
GGUGUGGGAUACCACCCCAAUUUUGUAGCCUACGAUGACUUAACUGGGUCCACUUUGGUAAUGGAGCAUUCUUAACAUGCUUCACAAUUUCUAGUUCUUCCUCUUUAUUUAUAAAGUUCGGUAUAUAAAUUGCUAAAUUUGGUACCUAUAACAAAUAAAACAUUUCAGAAUUCAAAAUACAUAACCUCCACUAAAAAAUGAACAGUAUAAAUGCGAACCUCUGGCACCACAUUUUUAUUAUAGAUAUUUUUAUUAUUCAUUUUGUAAUAGACGAAGUUAUCUAAUUGUACGAACAAUUAACAAAUUCUUGGUUAAUGAUGAUAAGUAAGGUUGCCUGUUUUAUGGAACGAUCAAAUUAAAUUCGUCACUGUUAUUUGGAUUCUGUAAACAAACAAAAGUGUUCAGAAAACGGUACAAAAAUAUAUGUAUUUACAAUUGCUUAAUAUAUAGUGAUGAUUAGAUCUAAACUACUUUGAUCAGAAGAGAGAUGAAAGCACACAUAGCUGAAUGUUUUCCACGUCGGUGUAGAAAAUAUUCUUUUGCUACAUGUGACAACGAAUACGCUAUGAAUCGUUGAGCUACAUUACAUACGCAUGAAUAUAAAUUAACGAAAGUAAUUCAACAUUAUUUAUACAAGAAAAGGGGCAAAAUGGAUAAGAAUCGAAUAAUUGAUCAAAUGGACAACAAAAAUUUAAAACUUAUUCAUCAGUUUCUUAUAGAUCAUAAGUUUGAGAAUACUGCCGAAACAUUAUUAAUUGAGGUUGAAUCGCGGAGUUCCAAAAGUUCCUCAAAAGAUCAAAGGAUUUUGUUGAGCUUCGAUUCAGGAGACUGGAGAACCUUUUUUAAUAUCUGGAAUUUGUUGGUACCUGAAAAUGUUAAACAAACCAGAUCAUAUAAAGUCUUAACAUUGAAUCUGUAUGUUUAUUUCAUAAUGUUACCAAAACAUAAAAUGAUUUUAUAUUCAUUUGAAGAGCAAGAUAAGAUACAAACAGAAACAAUCAAAUCUACAACAUCUUUGAAUCACAAUGGUCUUGAGAAUCAAGAGAAUUUUAUGACUGAAUUAGAAAAGGAUAUGCAUGAAUGUGUGGAAUUAUUACGGGUAUUUUUAAAUACAACUGGUAAAGAACUGGAAGAUGAUACAGAAUUAAGAUCCUUAAUUGCAUUAAUUCUUACCGAGGACCCACUUGCAGAACUAAGCAUGUCUAAAGUAUUUGGAAACAGUUGGAUCAGAGAGUUAACUGAAAAUUUGAUUUCAUUUGUUGAGGACUGUGAACAACAAAAUUUCAGCAAUCUAAAACACAAUGAUAUAAAUUCGGAAAACAAAGAUUCUCCUGCCAACAAAAUACUUGAAAAAAGAAAUGUACCAAUCAUACCAAAUGAUAGAAACAUUCCACUAUUUAUAGAAGACGACGAAAUCGAUGAGCAGUAUUGUUUAUCUGAUAACACAAAAUAUACUCGAAAAUCAAAAAGCGUGCAGACAAUAUCAACCAUUUACUCUACAGACGAAGACUUGCAUUCGUCGCUUUUAAGAAGUAAUAAAAAGUUAAUGCAGUAUGCUCAGGAAUUAACUGUAACAACGUCUCACUUAUCUACCGUUCAAUCCAAUUAUGAGAAGUUAAAGAAACGAUUUCAUAAACUGCAUGCUGAUUAUCAUAAAUUAAUGAGCAUUGCCCGAGUUUUAACAAACGUUUUAGAAAACUCGGUGAAGGGCCAAACUAUCGACUUCCAAGCUAUGUUAGAGUCGUGCAUUAAAAUUUUUCCAGAUCUAUUUAAUCAAAAUAUAAGAGACAAUUCAUAUUGCCCUUCGGAAGCGAUGUUAGAGAAAUGUAAUUCCGAGAUGAAAGUAAUCAAGCAACCUAUGCCGUAUAUGUCGUCUGCUCCUCCAAAAUCUUUAAACUUUAAAAAAAUUAAGUUACAUUUGAUAAACGGAAGUAUCAAAACUAAAUUGUUACUAUUGCAAGCAUUAAGAAGGAAAGUAACAUGCGGUCAACCUGGAGAAAGAGAGGAAGCAUUGCACGAGUACAUAAGUAAAGACCUCUUAGGGCUUUACGGGCGAAUUGCAAGCUAUAAAGGUACAUCUAUUCUACCGUAUUUAUUAACUCCGGACAACAUUAGUAUGCCUCAUCCAUUGCAACAAUCAACCACGAGAUUAUUAAACGCCUUAGCAUCGUUUAGAUGUGGACGAGACUAUUUGUCGUUUGAUUCUACCGUAGUCGAUGCGGUAUUCAAGUGCCUAAAUAAUACUUAUGACAACGACAUAGAUACAUUUACGUGUAAUAUGAUGAUUGCGAUGCUGCAAAAAUUAUCAUUACGCAAACAGCAAAGGAUAUAUAUGAUAGAAAAUGGAUUAGUAGAAUGGUUGAUUCGCCACUUACACGUUCAUUAUCGCAUUAUGGAUUCUUACCGAUUGGAGUAUGCUACAGCCUUGUUAAUGAAUCUAUCAUUGCAUCAAAUUGCUCGAAGAAGAGCGUCUACUUUGGCAUCUUUACUUGUAUCGACGCUAACUAAUUUGCUUUUAACGGAUCGGUCCUCUAUUUUGCCAUAUAUUACUGGAGCAUUAAAUCAUUUUUUGACAAAUCACGACAUUAACGAAGAAGCUAAGAAGAUGAAGUUCUCGUCCGUAUUAGAACAGUAUAGUAAAUACAAAGACGGCGAAAUAAGGGAGCACUUGGAACACAUUUUAAAAAUACACAAAGGCGACGUUAUGAUUAAGACAGAAAUUGAGGAAAUUGCAGACAACGAUGACGAAGAAUUCGAUGUGGUGGAAAAUGAGUUGGAAGAGAAUGACCCGGUGAAGAAUAAUUACGGCGAAUUGUCUGGAGAAACGUUGCUUGCAUCAUGCUAUACUACGUCCCUAAAGCCUUUCCAUGACAAAGAAAUCAAUUCGGAAAUAUCGUCGCAUACUUUUAUGCACGAUGCUGAAGAACAAGUGAAAAGCUUGCAUUAUGAACACGCAUCCGUAUCAAACGAACAAAAUUUUGAAAGAUUCGUAGAUAAAACGUAUCACGUAAAGAACCGAAACAAUAUCGUGAUGGUACAGGAACGUAUGAAAGAAUUACAGGCACCAAAACUAGUUUCAUUGCACAAGGCUCAACAAAUUAACAAGCCAAGAAUAAACGAGAAAUGGAGUUUUCCUUCUGAUGCAAGAUCUACGUUAGAAAGUUCUGCAUUCCUAAGUUACAAUUGCGCACAAAGAAAUUUGAGAAAGAUCAAUAAACAAAUUACUGCGAAUCCGUCUAAUGAUAAAAAGUUUCGGGAUACUAGUACAGUAAAUGCAUAUUUAAGAAUGGAAAAUGAUACGAUUUCUGCACGAGAUAAUUGUGAAAGUGCCGAAUACUUGUACGCAAGUCAUUUGUUAAAUAGGAAAGAUACUAAAACAACGCUUGCAUCUUCGAUGAACUUGGAUGAGAACGACGUUGGAAGUGUAGCUAAUUCAACAGUCAUGGAGAAACUGAGCAGUAUAGCAUCGCUGAACGCCAGUGACGACAAUAAGGCUAUAAGCGGCAAUACUUGGUAUGCUCGAGAAAUCGAACUUGACACGGAAGACGCGUUUCUGGCCAAACCGAAGCUCCCUAGAACACCUCCAUAAUUAUUUUUUUUAUUCUAGUCUCCAUUUGUCACUUUUUUACCGUAAGAAGGUCGAGCCGAUGAAAAUUAUGUUCACGUCCGCACGAUUAUUUGAGAUAACUUUAUUUUAAACAACGUAUAAACAACAAUGUGGUUUUCAUUAGGUUUAAAUAGGCAUACAAUAAAUAUGUACAAAAUACAA